AUGCCCAAAAGAAAGAAACUUUCUAACGGUGGAUCUUCUUGUCAGCUUGCGGAAAUGAGUGAAUGUGUUGAGAAAUUAAAAACACAAAGAAAGAAAGUAAAACAAGAUGAUUCUAAUUUUGAAUAUUUAUCUGUUGCUCCCGUAGAAUCCACAUCGGCCACUACCGAACGAACGAACGAAAUCUCGCAAGAUGUACUGACCAAUGUCCUACUCCGAUUUUUUGACUUCAAGUGGUUGUUUCAGAUUGCAAGUUUGGUAUGUCGGGAGUGGCAUGACUUGGCAAAGAGAUCACAAUUCAAGCUCAAUAUAGUUCUCUCGAAAAAUAAUAAUGAAUCCUUUGUCCAUUGCUGUGAAAGCGGAAGAUUGGAGUCUGUGACUGAGUUUGUUGUGAGAGAUUUGACUUUGAACAGUCUACGAGACAUUUGCUCUUUCAAUCUUUCAUUCAAAUUCUUAGAAAAAUUAGAUUUAUCGCGCAAUCACAUUGGCGAUACUGGUAUACAAACCUUGGCUCGCCAUUACAAAGCGUUCGAGACAAUUAAAAUUCUUCGAUUGAGAAGUAAUAAGAUCUCAUGCAAAGGAGCUCAGUCACUGAAGGAUGCAUUGUUUUCAAAUCUGACCUAUCUAGACUUGAGUAUGAAUCCUAUUGGAAAUGAUGGAUGUAUGCAUUUAGCCAACAUGCCCUUUUCUUUGUCAUUGCUGAAACUCAAGCUGUAUGACUGUGGCAUCAAUGACGAUGGUAUUAAGAGUUUAUUGAGUUCUGGCAAUUUAAAUUCUCUUAAAUGGUUAAACUUGAGAUUUAACAAGAUUGGAAUGGAGGGCAUUCACUGUUUGGAGACAAUGCCCAAGCUUGAAAAGCUAAAUCUAUGCUACAGUCUUCACAAAUCCACAAAAGACCACGCGAAAAAGAGUACUCUUUUCACAAAGUGUCUAGUGAAAAUAUAA
Naegleria fowleri is the source of this 942-nucleotide messenger RNA. RefSeq lists its product as uncharacterized. The transcript has a single exon. Gene Ontology annotation, molecular function: protein binding. The coding region runs from base 1 to 942 and encodes 313 amino acids. The record is from RefSeq and is a predicted model, not a curated record. Lineage: Eukaryota; Heterolobosea; Eutetramitea; Acrasida; Naegleriidae.